GUUGAAAUAUCGUUGUCAAGUGUGUCGACCACGCCCUCCCCGGAAAAGGAGGACAGGUUGAAGAUGGCGCUGUCCCUGAAGUCCGUUCUCCGCUCAGGAAGGAAUGCCGUGUCGGUUCUGCAGCGACAGUCCUUUCAUAGGAGUCUCCCGGCCGCGGUACAGGUGACUGUCCGUGAUGCGUUGAACCAGGCCAUGGACGAGGAACUAGAGAGGGAUGACCGGGUUUUCCUGUUGGGAGAGGAGGUGGCUCAGUACGACGGCGCCUACAAGGUGAGCAGAGGUCUGUGGAAGAAGUACGGAGACAAGCGCAUCAUUGACACUCCAAUUUCCGAGAUGGGCUUUACUGGUAUCGCUGUGGGAGCAGCCAUGGCCGGCCUGAGGCCCAUCUGUGAGUUCAUGACCUUCAACUUCUCCAUGCAAGCCAUCGAUCAGGUCAUCAACUCUGCAGCCAAGACGUACUACAUGUCGGCUGGCCUGCAGGCGGUGCCCAUCGUCUUCAGGGGCCCCAACGGGGCGUCAGCCGGCGUGGCUGCUCAGCACUCUCAGUGCUUCGCCGCCUGGUAUGCUCACUGUCCAGGUCUGAAAGUUGUUAGUCCCUGGAGCUCAGAAGACGCCAAAGGUCUCCUUAAGGCUGCGAUCAGAGACGACAACCCAGUGGUCUUUCUGGAGAAUGAGCUCCUGUACGGCGUUCCCUUCGAGAUGUCUGACGAGUCUCAGUCGAAAGACUUUGUCAUUCCCAUCGGCAAGGCCAAGAUUGAGAGACAAGGGACUCAUGUCACAUUGGUCUCUCACUCCCGCUUCGUCGGGCAUUGUCUGGAUGCCGCCGCUGUUCUCGCAAAGGAAGGAAUUGAGUGUGAGGUGAUCAACCUGCGUACUAUCCGUCCUAUGGAUGUGGAGAGCAUUGAGGCCAGCGUGAUGAAGACCAACCAUCUGGUGACCGUUGAAGGUGGAUGGCCACAAUUUGGUGUUGGAGCAGAGAUCUGUGCCAGGAUCAUGGAAGGUCCAGCCUUUAAUUACCUGGACGCUCCAGCCACCAGGGUGACGGGCGUUGACAUUCCCAUGCCGUACGCUAAGAUCCUGGAGGACAACAGCAUUCCACAGAUCAAAGACAUCAUCUUCUCAGUCAAAAAGACUUUGAAUAUCGCUUGACCGCACUGAAGAGCUGCUCAGGAAAAAAAAAAAAAAAAACGCUGAAUCCUCUUCACAGUAUGUGGUCGUCACACAGGUGUUGAAAAGUGAUAAAAUAUUAAAACUUUGUAAAUAAAGUUUAAGCUUUCCUUACAAAUGCGCCCGGACACUUGACGGAACACCAUCUUCACGGAGAUUCUCGGCUUGAGUCGUCACCUCUGCAACAAACCAAGUAAACUUCCUUGUCUUUAAAAUCAUUGUGACAGUCAAGCCACCAUUUUAGCCUUUUUUUUAAACGACCUUCCUUAAACGUUAACUUGAUACCCAUCCUACUCACUAAAUUAUAAACUGUUGGAUGGAGGUGAAAGGUCAGCAGCAGUAUUUAUUGUAGCCACAGUUCCUUUUUUAGAUGUUUUUUGUUGUUGUAAAUGACUGUUACGCAAAUAAAACACUUAGUCAUCCUCGCUGUUUUAAUUGCCAUUGGAUGAAGUAGAACACAGCAUCUAUGAUGCACCGGAGCAGCUCUUAGGCUUGAAAUAUUUUACUGAUGAUAUUUACAAGGUUGGCUUCAAUUUGAACUUAAAAGGCAAAAAAAAAAAGAUCUGUCCUUAAUAAUUAAAUAUAUAAAAUAGUACAUUUCAAAAUGUUCCAACCCUUUGAGAAACUAAAACUACAGUACUGUACUUGGAAGUCUUUGCGGAACUUAAAAUUAAA
Molecule: messenger RNA, 1842 nt
Organism: Doryrhamphus excisus (bluestripe pipefish)
Lineage: Eukaryota; Metazoa; Chordata; Actinopteri; Syngnathiformes; Syngnathidae
Gene: pdhb
Product: pyruvate dehydrogenase E1 subunit beta
Biological process (GO): pyruvate decarboxylation to acetyl-CoA
Cellular component (GO): pyruvate dehydrogenase complex
Molecular function (GO): pyruvate dehydrogenase (acetyl-transferring) activity
Source: RefSeq, a predicted model, not a curated record